Messenger RNA from Xylaria bambusicola, 1292 nucleotides. Its product is annotated as Alpha/Beta hydrolase protein. Lineage: Eukaryota; Fungi; Ascomycota; Sordariomycetes; Xylariales; Xylariaceae. The record is from RefSeq and is a predicted model, not a curated record. The transcript is spliced from 3 exons. The coding region runs from base 223 to 975 and encodes 250 amino acids.
GGCCGAAGGGUAGACUUGGAUCAUCCUUCACUCAUUUCCUCUAGUUGUUCAUUUUAUUUCUAGGCAUAUAUAAUGUGAUGUACGCUUAUCGUAGACUUGUACCAAAGACAGAUGCUUUACUCCGAGGACCUACCCUCAAGACAUCUAAGCUUCCCACACAAUUAACCAACAUCAUACCUCACCAGAUCCUCCCAUUUUUCAAAGAUCCUGAUCGCUUCUGAAAUGGCGCCUCUUCUUGUUCUCGUUCCUGGUGCUUUUGGCACAACCGAAGGCUUUAACAAAAUGGCUUCGUACCUUGGAGCAAUUAAGACGCACCCCAGAUCAUACCCAAGUUGCAACCCACCUGAUCCACUAAAUGCGGACUGCUCAAAUGAUAUCGCGGUCCUCAAGGACACUCUACUUUCACUCUUAGAUCAAGGACUAGAUCUCGUCGUUCUCGCUCACUCAUAUGGGGGUGUAGUCGCUGGUGGCGCUGCAAAAGGACUCGAUAAGGACAGUCGCAAGGCCGCAGGCUACGAAAAUGCAGUCCUCGGACUCAUUUACGUCGCCGGAAACAUCACAUUAGAGGGCGAAACACUGUUCGAGGCAGUGGGUGGUGCAUAUCCACCUUUCAUCAAGUCCAAUAAGCCUUCGGAAGGCCUCGCCCUUAUCGAGCCAGCCAUGCAAGUCUUAUAUAACGACUGCGAGCCAGACCCAGAGCUUGAUAGAUUCAUGAAACCCCACGCACUCAAAGCAUUUGAGACAAAAUCAUCAGCGCCGGCUUGGCAAGAUGAAGGCUUUAACAGGAGGAGAUUGUAUAUCCGCACCGUUAAGGACCAAUGCAAUCCCUCCUUUCUACAGGACUCAUGGAUUGAGAAGUCCGGCGUGGAGUGGGAUGUUGUAAACUUUGAUACGGGACACAUGCCAUUUGUCAGUCAGCCAGAAGCACUCGCAGAGCAGAUUGUCAAGUUUGUUAGAGAGGUCAUGGAAUCUUAAAACACCCUUGUAUCUGUUUGAACAGAGAAUAAUCACGGCCCCUAUGGUUUUAGUUACGGGACCAAGAUAGAGAAAGACAACUGAUGCAUAUGGUCAGAUGGGUAUGGACGUCUUCACUCCUAGCUUCGCGCAGCAAUAUAAGCCUUAUUGAUAAGUGUCAGGGGUCUCAGGGCAGGGGAACACAGAGAUACAUUAUAUAUAGUUAGAGAAGUCUGAAUGCCUUAAACCUCUGACCUUUUAGAUCUUGUGCCGCAAUGAGAGUCUCACUGUAUACCUUGUACAGCCGUUCUGACAGUGAGUCACUCUAUCUCUACACC